AUGUCAAUCGGUUCCAUCUUCAUGCGCUAUAAGUGGGGUUUAGCCCCUGGGCAUGUUUAUGCGAGAAAUACACCACUAGAGGAGAGAGAACAGCCGCAUGCUAAGAUGGUACCCACACUGACAGAGACUUUGAAUGAGGAGGAAAUUGGAUUGGUUGACGAUGCAGAGCUCACCAACGUUGGAGAAGACAGUGGAAAUUCUGUAGAUUCCAACGGCAAGGAUGAUACUGACAAAUUAUGA
Serpula lacrymans var. lacrymans S7.9 is the source of this 240-nucleotide messenger RNA. RefSeq lists its product as uncharacterized. The coding region runs from base 1 to 240 and encodes 79 amino acids. The transcript has 2 exons. The record is from RefSeq and is a predicted model, not a curated record. Lineage: Eukaryota; Fungi; Basidiomycota; Agaricomycetes; Boletales; Serpulaceae.